Blepharisma stoltei is the source of this 1421-nucleotide messenger RNA. Lineage: Eukaryota; Ciliophora; Heterotrichea; Heterotrichida; Blepharismidae. The record is from the annotation of a GenBank genome assembly.
AUGAUUUCUUCAGCUCUAAAAAGAGGGUAUAAAGCAUGGAGAGUCUAUGAUACCAGCUUGAUUGUUCUCAAUAAAUAUUACAGCUGCAAAGUUAGGGUUGAAACCUCUCCAGCACAAUUGGUCAAGGUCUUUGGACCACCUUCAUUUUGGGACAAAAUGGAAGGAACAACAGGUUAUUACGACUUUGAAGAUGAAUACCUCGAUCUUUUUAAGCUAGCCGACAAAUAUGAAUGCAAAGAAACAAUAAACUUCAGCCAAUUGAAGAGAGGUGAUAAGGGUCCAUACCAUUAUUAUUAAGAUUUUUAAAAGCUUAUGGUCAGAUAUUUGAGGGCCUUAUUCCCUUCUAUAUCGCUCCAUAGCUUAUUGUCAGUUUUGCACGGCCUUGCACAGUGCUACUCUUCUGGCGAUGGUUUGAGCUUCUAUUGAAAGUCAGAAGGUGUAUAUCACCUUGCCGCAUGCCAAUAUAGGUUGCUUUUAUUAAAAAUUAAAAAGUCGAAAUUUCUGGUCUGCUGUUAGUUUAAUGGGAAACUGAAGGCAAUACCUGGCAUCAUACUGACUAUACAACUUCUGUAAGCGAACAAAAUAAUUUUGUUCGCAAACACACAAGACAGUAAAUUCUUUUUAAUAUAUUUUAUAUUUAUAGUAUUUUUUUUUAAAAUUAAAAAACCCAAAUUGUAAAAUAUUGGAAGGCAAAAAUUAAUUUAAUUUUGUAAAGUUUUAUGUUUUAAAAUGCAAGCUGUUUAAAAUUCAGCAGAAUAAGCUAGAGAUUUCAUGAUAAUAUUUAUCACUUAUAUGUUAAAAAUAUAACGUUAUAAAAAAAAAAUUUUUAUAUAAAAGAUUUUUUGUUCUCUCAAGAGCGGGUUUAACCAAAAAAUAGUCACAGAAGGGGGAGUGAUUAAAUUUCCCAAUUCGCCAAGAAACAUCUCUGGCAUUACUGGAAGGACCCUUUUCAAUUUCAUGUUUUAUUUUCCCAUUGAAAAGUCUGACUGAUCAGCUCAUAAGUGAUGCCCACUAGCAAGUAAAGCCUGCUCGCGUACACUUACCGACACAGGACUCCUUUCUCAAGGUCCCCACCUCUUUCUUGCCACUAGAUAAAGCCUUAUGCCAAUUUAUCAGCCAUUUUAAUGAAUAUAAUAAAAAUCCAUACCAUUUUAAGAGGAAAGACAGGGCCAUUCCCAACAAUUGACGAAUUUUGGAAAUCAAAUACCAAAUACAAAUUCUGGCUAUAUGCAAACCAAUAUGCGGAUAGCAAAAGUAUGGCUGAAUGGAUAAAUAAUAAGCUUGCAGAAGACGUUGACAUCAAAAAAAAAGUAGAAGAUCUGUAUGGGCCAAUUGAAAAUUUUAAAAAUUAUGACAAAGAUUAUGAGCUGGAUAAGGAAUAUGCGAUAUUCAAGUAUAACAGAUUGAAUUGGGAGAAAUAA